Stylonychia lemnae is the source of this 3000-nucleotide messenger RNA. The record is from the annotation of a GenBank genome assembly. Lineage: Eukaryota; Ciliophora; Spirotrichea; Sporadotrichida; Oxytrichidae.
AUGAAUAGUGUUGCUAAAAAUUAUUAAGGAAGAAAUCAAUCUCAUAGUUAGGCUCACAGCAAUCAGUACUCUGGUACCAUUUAAGAGUCCAAAUAAGGCGUUGAUAAUUUCACUACAGCUCAAAAGAGCAUAAAUGCUUCUAUAUAGGAGUACCUUCUUAAAUACGGGUUUAUGAAAACAGUUGAUUGUUUCUAAGAAGAACUAAACUCUCAGAAGACAAAUAUGCAAAGAAAUUUAGUCCUUGAUGAAAACACUGGUAUUAAUUAUAUGAUCAAUGCUUAUAAUCUGGGUAAAAGGGAGCAUUUUUUUAUUUCUUGGAACAGAUUUGUUCCCCUUUCAUUGAGGUAAACUGAUAUCAUAUGCUAAAAACUUGAAUUCUACUUACACAUAUACUUCGCUAUAUUUCCAAUACAUCCAAUGAACCCGAGUGCAAGCAACAAUGAGAAGGAACUUAGAAAAGAGCUCUAGGCAUUUAAAGUAUUUUUAGACACAAAGGGACAGGAUCUAUCUAAAACCUCAGAAUUUCUUCAGUACUAUGCUUUACCAUAUGUAACGAAUCCACUAGAUCAUCCUAUAUUCAAAGGCCUUUGUACUAAAAAGUGGGGAAAUGAUCUUCGAUAGAAACUUAAAGAAUUCUUAAGCUCAAAUCUUCCAAAAUUAUCAUCACCUUAAUUGUUCCAUUGGUAUGCAAACUUUAAAAAGAAAUUAGGAGGACCAAAUAAUAAAAAUGAUCUAGCUUCAAUGGGUGGAAACUACCCCGAAUCAGAUGAUCUAAAAGAGAGAUUGUUAAUGCUUUAAAAACAUUAUCUAGUGUUAUAAAAGAAAGAGGAAUAUACCAAGCAGACAUUGAUUGAUUCUCAGAGCAAAUGGACAACUUUUUCAAAAGAAAUUUUGAAUAUCGCCAAAGAGCUUUUCUUUAGUUUAGAAUCUAUGGGGGCAAAGUUAACCAUCAAUAAAAUUUCUUUGAUACCUAUCCGAGAUAAAAUGGCGAGAUUUGAAGCAUUUCUAAAUAACAAUAGUGAAGAAUUAGAAAAGAAGCAUGGGGUAUCCAUGAACAAAAGAAGUUUCCUCUAAAAUAUCCAAUAAUAGCAAAUAAUGCAAUAAAAUCAGAUUUAAAACUAAUAUGAAUACUAGUAGCAGAAUAUGAUGAAUGAAUAAGAAUAAUCAUUUGAUGAGGAAGUUGAGCCAGUAAACAGAUAAUUGCAUAAUCGAUUCUAAAAUCACUAGCAAUAGUAGCAGUAGUAAUAGCAGAUGAGUAAUGGAAUUAUGAAUCUACAAGAUUUGGCUCCAUUAAAUUUCUAGAAAAUCAAGCAUUUCUUGAUGACUUCAUAAGAGGAACUUAAAAUUUGUGCAACUCUUUAAGCGUUAAGAUGGAGAUUAACAAAAGCAAAGAGGAAGUCCUUAGUAAAAUAAGUUAUAUAUCUCUAUAUGAACUGCGAUCUAUUGGGAUGCUCUAAUAAAGAAAACUAAAUUGAUUAGAGUUACAGAGUACUCGAUAGGAUGCUGUAGAGCUCAAAUAGAGUUGUUGAGUAUACAAUGACUUUUAUAAAUGCAUUAGCAAGUGAGAGACUAGGUAGAUCAUAUCUUUUAUAAAAACCAGAUUUGGUCUAAUUACUUGUCAAGAUACUUCAUUCUUAGACCAAUGAUACAAGUUUAAGGCAAAACGCUUUAGGCACACUUUAAAAGUUUUCCUUGAGAAAAAGACCUCAAACCAUUAUGAUUUAGCUGGAUAUGAUAAGAUGGAUUGCAUAUGUUCUCAAAAACUAAGGAUAAUCACUAUCUGACUAUAGUAUUGAAUAUGCAACUGCAUUACUUAUGAAUUUAUCCCUUAGAGCAGCAGGUAAAGAUAAAUGUGAAGAUCCUGAAAUUAGAUUGCUUGAAGUCUUAAAUGACUUGGUUGAGCAUGAUAAUCUAUAAGUGAGAACAUAUGUUAAUGGAACACUAUAUUCAAUUUUUACAAGAUUAAAACUUAGAGAAGAAGCUAAAAAGUUAGGUAUGGCUGAAGUUCUUCGAUAUCUAAUGCAAGAAAGCGAUGAGCAAUUUAAGAGAUAAAUUCAGUAUAUUUUAGACUAAUUAAACUCAGCUAAUGGUGAAAGCCAAGCGCAGGAUAAUGGUAGUUUGAACCCUAACGAGUAAGACGAGGAAGAUUAUGAUAAUGAUGAUGAGGAUGAAGAUGAUGAUGAUGAAGAGGAUGAUAUGGUUGAAGAGGAAGAGGGAGAAUUCAAUGAUAUCAUCAACGAAGAAGGUAUCUUAUUGGGUGAAGACUUACUCGUAAGUGAAUUUAUUGGAACCCAAGACGAGUAAAUUCAGCAGAUUAAGAAUGUAUAAUUGAUGAUGGAAAGAGAUAGACAAAUGAGACUCUAAAUGCAAUAGUAAUAUACAAGUAUGAAUGCUGAGUAACAUAAUAUUCAUAGCCCCUAUAGUAACUAAACUAGAGCAACCUAAUAGGAUGGAAGACCUUUAAUGAGACCUAUUACUCCAAUUAAGUCUGCUUAGGCAAUGAGGCAGCAACACUCUACUAAUACUUCUUAAAUCACAAAUAAUAACUAUAUGCAAGAAAGUGUCAUUAAUCAAAAUUAAAGUCAGGAUGAAGAUGGUCAAUAAGAAUUUAGAAAUCUACCUUCUGAGCUGAGACAUAGACCUAAAUUACCAAGGACUCCAAAUAGACAGGAAAGAUUACCGAACAAUCCUCAUGGGGAAGGAAGUAGGCAAUUGGGAAACAGUAAGGAAACUUUUGAUAGUAUGCUUCCUCAUAUUAAGAAGAAAAACGGAGAUGUUACAGUAAGUUUCAAUUUAAUUAAUUGUUUAUAGGAUGAGGAAAUAAAGGAGUUCUAACAGGCAUUUAUAUCGAAGGAGAAAUUACCCAGAUCUCCUCCUGAAAACUAGCAAAGAUAGAAAGGAGGAAACCAGAAUAAAAAGAGAAUCUAACCUCAAAAUAUGGCAGGGGGUUAGAUGUAACAAAGAUAGAAUGGACCAUAGCCAAAUCAAUUUUAUUAGUGA